UAGGUGGUGCAAGGUCUGAGCUUCUUGCCUUCAUGAUUCUGCGCCACUUCAGGUAUCGCCAUCGCAGUUGGGGAACAACCAACCGGUUGAUGACGACGACAUAUCCCUGAAUUUGCAGUUUUCACAACACAUACCUGUUGGUGAUUUGUAUGUAUGUUCUAGCGUUCUGCCACGAAUGCCGUUCUCCUAUUGGCUAGAUUAUUCACUAUCUAACCUGUUGUAGAUAGUUAGUAGCUUAGCAGUGUGCUGUUGUUAACAAAAUGGCGUCCUCUUCUUUGCGUUUUUGAAGUAUCUGUGAAGUGUCUUGUCAACUCUCACGCGUGUUAAUCAUAUGAUGUGCACUGCUCCCCUUUAUUGUUAUUUUCUUUACGGCGCAAUAGAGAGCAGAAACAAUACCAGCGCUUCAAGGAACGUUUGCCAUAAGCCUCACUAGUUUCCCGACAUAUGUUUUGUCCGCUAUCCUCUGAGGGAAGUUUCUUUGUCACACUUAGGUGCACAACCAGAUCGAUUCAAGCUUUAUUCUUGCGUGUGCGCCUGAAAACAGUGCCGCUGACCUGUUGGCGGAACGUUUGCUGGCUCACAUCGAUAAUGGCAAGAUAUUCAGGAUGUAUGCUGCAUCCAGACCUUGGGACUUUGUGCCACAACCUCUCAAGGACGCGCGAGUAGUGAAUUUUGAUCCCGUGUGGCAUGAAAUAUUCUACCCGUCCAAAGAGGACUUGAUGAGCAAGUAUCGUAUAAUUGUCACCACUCUGGUCACCGCAGGAAGGUUGGUCUCGGCGAAGUUUCCUCGCAAUCAUUUCAGCCACAUUUUCAUAGACGAGGCAGGGCAUGCAACAGAACCCGAGUGUAUCAUCCCUGUAGCGGAUCUCCUGGACCCUAAUCAUCCAAGGGGCGGUCAGCUGGUACUCGCUGGAGACCCCAAGCAGUUGGGACCGAUUCUCAGGUCACGAACCACACGGGAAUAUGGUCUCGAAACAUCACUUUUGGAACGACUGAUGACGUCAUGCAACACAUACUCACGUGAUCCCCGCGGGAGUUACGACUCUGAUCUGCUGACGAAACUUGUGAACAACUAUCGCUCACAUAAGAACAUCAUUGAGAUUCCCAAUGAGCUGUUUUAUGACAACGAAUUGAAAGAAUGUGCUGGAGAUUUUAGAAACGUGAUGCUCGACUGGGAGCAGUUACCGAAUAAGAAAUUUCCGAUGAUCUUCCACGCAGUGUACGGUAAAGACGAGAGGGAAGAAUAUAGUCCUUCAUUCUUUAACAUUCCUGAGGUAGACACUAUAGAGCGCUACCUGAAGAUGCUACUCGAUGACAAUGUGAGGAGCAGACGAUUGAAACACUUGAAACCAGAGAUGAUUGGCAUCAUUUCUCCUUACAAGAGACAAGUAAGUCGAUCAUGUGGCCGCAUUUCAGCAACAGCCACGAUUACAAAAGCAGUAACAACAUCAAGCCAGGAUUAGCUAGGAUUGGAAUGGCGCCACUUUGGAGCGAGAAUUAAUUUCCGUCAUAUUCUGUGAUCUCCAUGUCUUUCGCUCUACUCCUUCGGGCGAUUCUAUUAUGAUCGAUAACGACUGUAGCAAAAACUAUAAUAGGGUCUUCAACACUUGUGUUGAACAUAUCCGAAAGGAAACGAAAACUCAGUUAUAUCAUUGAAACAUAAUUUGCGAAUAAGAAAUGAAACACGGUUUCUAAACUUGUCAAAAGUCAUCAAAAAUUAGCCUCUUCCACACACCUUCAGUUAGUUGGGGGGCAGGGCAAAAGACGGUGAGCGAAAAAAGGAGAGAAAGGCUUGGUCCGUUCCCACGACGCCCAUCUCCCCCCAAUUUUUGGCUCGCUAUUUUUCACGUUGCGCCCCAACUAACUGAACACCUGGAAGAGGCUAUCUUCACCAACCAAUAGCGUAGCUCCAUCUUUCUGUAUAUAAACCACUCACAACCCACAAUUCCUCGAUUCGCUCCGACGA
Molecule: messenger RNA, 1966 nt
Organism: Orbicella faveolata
Lineage: Eukaryota; Metazoa; Cnidaria; Anthozoa; Scleractinia; Merulinidae
Product: putative RNA helicase mov-10-B.1
Molecular function (GO): RNA binding; ATP hydrolysis activity; 5'-3' RNA helicase activity
Source: RefSeq, a predicted model, not a curated record